Molecule: messenger RNA, 512 nt
Organism: Puccinia graminis f. sp. tritici CRL 75-36-700-3
Lineage: Eukaryota; Fungi; Basidiomycota; Pucciniomycetes; Pucciniales; Pucciniaceae
Exons: 5
Source: RefSeq, a predicted model, not a curated record
GCUCCGUUGAGCCUACCGAACCCCCGCUACAUACUCUGGCUCGAAGGCAACCCAAGCCGCCGGCACCUGCCGCUCCACCAAAAAACGGUGACGCAGUCAAUGGAACUAUUCAGUGUGGAGACAGCUUCGGUUCAAAUAACCCAGAAGGGCAGCCAGGCUGGCUCUCUUGCAGGAGCUUCGCGGGGCUGAGUUUCUACUGCCCUACGGAUAAAUGCCACAUUGGAUCGCCCAAAGAUACUCCAUUAACGGCGCCAUUAAGUCGAUACGCCUUCCAAAAUUGUGAAUUGUAUUCCUCAAAGGAUCAUCUCAUUGUGAAUACGGCUGAGGUCGACAGUUUUAUGGCCCACAAUCUACAUGGAGUCUCGGUCGUUAAGGGACCCUCCAAAAACGUUUACGUUUGUCGGUGGCUAGAUAAAAACAAUGUGAACAGUGUCAGGCCUUGGUGCGAUGGAUGUCUCUACUGGGACUGGACCGAGCCAGAUUGGACACCACUCUUGGCGCAGGGCGAUUGA